Talaromyces atroroseus is the source of this 1842-nucleotide messenger RNA. RefSeq lists its product as hypothetical. The record is from RefSeq and is a predicted model, not a curated record. The coding region runs from base 1 to 1842 and encodes 613 amino acids. Gene Ontology annotation, biological process: termination of RNA polymerase II transcription. NCBI's taxonomy places the organism in Eukaryota, Fungi, Ascomycota, Eurotiomycetes, Eurotiales, Trichocomaceae. Gene Ontology annotation, molecular function: phosphatidylinositol binding; mRNA binding; ubiquitin binding. Gene Ontology annotation, cellular component: cytoplasm; mRNA cleavage factor complex. The transcript is spliced from 6 exons.
AUGUCGGGGCUUCCAUCCGACGAAGUCGCCGAGGACUACAAGAAUUCCCUGGAAGAUCUAACGACAAAUGACAAGUUUCAGAUCAGCAACUUGACGGUGAUAGCUAAGGAGAAUACAGAACAUGCCAUGGCAAUAUCUCGAGUCCUGGAGAACCACAUUCGAACAACACCGCCAGCUCAGAAACUACCAGCUCUGUACGUAGUCGACAGCGUUGUGAAAAAUGUAGGCACUCCCUACACACUUUUCUUGGGCCGGAAUCUCUACCAGACGUUCAUGAAUGCAUAUACUUUGGUCGAUCAGCAAACCCGGAGGAAGUUGGACGAGAUGCUCAAGACAUGGAAGGAGCCGGUGCCAGGUUCUCUAGACCCUCGGCCUGUUUUCCCAGUUGAGAUAACUCGAGGCAUUGAAAAUGCGCUUAUCAAGGCUAGGACUGCUGCGCUCCAGCAACAGCAGGACGUCCUCGCUCGAUCUCGUGGUUCGGCAACGCCUCCAACUUGGUCACAUACUCCCACGCCGCCGCAGAGCGUAGCGUCUCGAUAUCCUCCGACAGGCUCCCAGGCAGCUUAUGGUGUGAAUGGGCAUGGGCCGGAGGGAGAACGACGAUCACAUACGCCUCAAGAUGUUGACCUCAGUGCACUACAUCGUGAUAUAGAGAGUCUCAUCGGCAGUGCUCGAGCAGACUUUGCUAACAAUCCUUUUGAUAUCGCAGUCCAGCAACGCCUCAAGGCCUUGUUAGACCUCCAGAGCAUUCUGCAACGCCAGCAACUUCCUCCAGAUCAACUAAAACUCGUGAGAGACCAAGUAUCAGCUCUAGCGCCAGCAUCCACGUUCCCUCCUGCAAUUACAGCGACGCUACCGCCUCAACAAGCAGCAACACCCCAGCCAAAUCUAGCGACAUUGCUAAACCCGAACACGCUCGCGGGCUUACUUCAAGCAACAGCAAACCGCCAGCAACCUACUCCGCCGCCAGCGCUUGCUAGUAAUUUAUCCCAACUCCAGCCGUCCAGUACACCGCAGGCAGCAGCAGAAAAUCCUCUUAUUGCAUCGCUGAGGGCCCGGGGGCUCCUCCCUCCGGUGUCUGCUACUGGAACUCCGCCGGCGGCGACUCCGUUCAAUCUUCCUCUGAUUAUCCCGGGUCAGACUCCCCCGGUCUCGGUUCCUACGCCUCAGAAUGCUUCAGACAUUACAAUCAAUGUGCACUUGAGUACAGCUUCAAUCAAAAUUCCUCGGCCAGUCUUAAUAAACAGUCUCUAUGAUGCAAAGAGCAAUCGAUGCGGAACGUGUGGACGGCGGUUUUCCACUACCGAAGAAGGAAAGCAGAAGAAGGCUCGACAUUUAGACUGGCAUUUCCGCACAAACCAGCGCAUGACAGACGCUAUCAAGCGUGGUCAGAACCGGAGUUGGUAUGUGGACGAAAGGGACUGGAUCAAAUCAAGAGAAUACGACGACGACAGCGGCCUAACAAGCGCCGGGCCCGGGGCUAGUGCUGGCAAUGGCACAACAAGCGAAGAAGAAGCAGCCAAGAAGCAGCCACAGAAGCAAUGGAUUCGGGCACCAAACGAUGUGACGCUGCGCAAUUCGCCCUGCCCAAUCUGCCAAGAGAAGUUUGAGUCGACCUGGUCGGAGGAUGUGCAGGACUGGAUUUGGCAGGAUGCAAUCAAAGUCGGAAACCGGGUUUAUCAUGCCAGCUGUUAUGCAGAGGUUACCAAGGAUGGCCCUACUGUGCGAGGAGGGACGCCUGCGAUGCGUACGGGCACGCCGGACUCGGUGCUAGGGAAGCGAAAGGCCGAGGACACCGACUCGCCAGGUCAAAAGAUUCGCAUCAAAACGGAGCCAUCAUGA